ACGAAAAUAAACCGGAUUAAGCACGAAAUUUUGUUUGCUUUGUGAUGUCUGAAUCUAUUGAAAAUGAUUAUGAAGAUUUAAAACAGAUGAAAGAACAGGUUUUUGAUCUGAUUAGAGGUAUUAUCGACCCUGAAAAGCCUGAGACCCUGGAGGAACUUAAUGUUGUUAGCGAGGAAGAUAUCCAGGUCACUCGCUUUAAUGAGGAAGAUUACCUGAUAAAAGUGGUGUUUGUACCCACAGUUCCUCACUGCUCAUUAGCCUCACUCAUUGGACUUAGCAUAAGGACAAAGUUGGAGACAUCUAUGCCAGAAAAAUUUAAGUUGGACAUAUUCAUUAAAGAUGGAACACACGAUACAGCCAGUGAAAUAAAUAAACAGAUUAAUGAUAAGGAGAGAAUAGCAGCUGCUAUGGAAAAUCCGAACUUACAACAUAUUAUUAACCAGUGUCUGGAAAAUUCCUGAUAUUUAUUGUAUAUAUAGUAUAAAUAAUUACAAGUUAUUUUUUACAUUGUAUAUAUCUCUGAGUUUCUGAUAGAUUUGUUCUUAUUUUGUAUAUGUAAAUAUACAUGAAUUGAUAAUUA
This is a messenger RNA of Saccostrea echinata, 580 nucleotides long. RefSeq names its product cytosolic iron-sulfur assembly component 2A-like. The record is from RefSeq and is a predicted model, not a curated record. Lineage: Eukaryota; Metazoa; Mollusca; Bivalvia; Ostreida; Ostreidae. Bases 45 to 461 code for a protein of 138 amino acids. The transcript is spliced from 5 exons.